This is a messenger RNA of Pelobates cultripes (western spadefoot toad), 387 nucleotides long. Lineage: Eukaryota; Metazoa; Chordata; Amphibia; Anura; Pelobatidae. The record is from the annotation of a GenBank genome assembly.
AUGGCGGCGGAAUCAGAAGCAGAUAUCUCGCCGACCAGCCCGGCGCCUUCUGACCUUUCCUGCAGAUCCCAAGUCGCAGGGCGGGAAGCAGACAUAAGAGAAAUCCUGAAAAGCUUACCCUCGAAGGCUGACUUAGCCAACAUGUUAGGUAAGCAGGAGGCAACAUUCCAAACCAAAGUGGAAACUAUUGAGGCAGAGGUACAACAGGUAAAUCAGCGAGUCACUGACUCGGCCCAAAUCACCCACCUCUCCUCCACGAUGGAAUCCCAAGCAAGCAUGGCCGGGUUCCAAAGAUAUAUGGAUGACCUUGACAACCGCGGCUGUAGGAAUAAUUUGAGGGUGACAGGCUUGCACAGAUCGUAUAAAUUAAUUGCUGGAUGUUACUAA